AUGGCACCAAAUGGCUUCUUACCAAACGCGCCCUACAAGACAUACAUCGGGCUCAUGCUCUCCUGCCCCCAGAUCUACAACGAUAUGACCUCCGAAGCCGUCCGCCUGGCCCCUUCCAUCCUACGCACGAUCCAGUUCUCCGUCAACGCAACGCCAAUGAAGCUACAACCGCUCCGGCCAACGACCUUCGCUUCGCUGAUGCACCUCACGAUCGGAAUACCGCGCUGGGCAAUGCUCGAUCGGCCUACUAUAAUGGGCAUUCUACAAGCCAUGGCACCUGUACUAGAACUUCACCUAGCUAGACUGACCAUCGGGUUAGAAGACCUUGAGUGCGAAGAUGACGUCUUGCAGAUGGUCGCGACACUGAAUCCGGCACAAAUCGCGCGUUACAUGAGCCAAGUCCAGGACAUGCCCGCACCCCUCUAUUCUCCAAGCGAUUCUAUGGCAUCCGACCAUUAUCGCAUCCGAACAACAUACAGCAAUAUCAUUGGACUCAUCACAGCAAUGAAUUGUCUCAUAGCUCCAGGGAUGUGUAACGGAAAGCAUGCCCAGGCCAAACCACUGGUGCCUUCGCGCUUCAGUCCUUAA
Messenger RNA from Alternaria incomplexa, 588 nucleotides. RefSeq lists its product as uncharacterized. The transcript has a single exon. The record is from RefSeq and is a predicted model, not a curated record. The coding region runs from base 1 to 588 and encodes 195 amino acids. Lineage: Eukaryota; Fungi; Ascomycota; Dothideomycetes; Pleosporales; Pleosporaceae.